AUGGCUGGUUCUGUCGACAAUGGCCACGCCGACGGCAGUCCCGUCGACGACAUGGCCGCCCACGGCAGUCCCACCGACAAUGCGCCCGGUGACAAUGCCCCCGACAACUCCGCCGUCCCCAAACCCAAGCGGCUUGCCUGCAUGAUUUGCCGCAAGCGCAAGCUCAAGUGCGACGGCUUGCGACCCAGCUGCAGCACUUGCUCCCGCCUCGGCCACUCGUGCGCGUACGAUGAGCAGAGACGCAAGAGCGGCCCCAAGCGAGGCUACGUCAAGGCCCUCGAAGAACGACUAAAGCAAGUUGAGACACUAUUAAAAACACAAGAACCGUCACAACCGUCGCACUCUUCCAAUGUUCCCAAGAUGCCGGCCGCGGCGCCCCAACCGCCAAUGACCGUUGACCCAGAAAACGACCGUUGGAACUAUAGCGCCGACUCCCCGCGCGCCGUCCCUGGCGACGAUUUCAACUUCAAUUCGAAUAUCAACAUGCCCGUCAACCCCGACGACAGCAGCUUUAGCUGGGAAAUGAUUGGCCUCGGCUUGGAAGAGCCCCUGCCUGCCCAGGAAGCCAUCGACGAGCUUCAUCAAAUCUAUUUUGAAAAGAUCCACCCCUCAAUGCCCAUGAUCCACCGCUUUCGCUACCUCGCUGCCAUGAAUUUGGCACCAAACCAACGACCACCCGUCUGCCUCCGAUAUGCCAUGUGGACAAUGGCCAGUUCCAUCACAGACAAGUAUUCGGACUUGAAGCAUCUCUUCUAUGCCCGCGCCCGCAAGUAUGUCGAGGCCGACUACGUCAAAGGUUUUGGCGAGCACAUGAUUUCAGUAGCCCACUGUCAAGCACAUAUCCUACUGGCCUGCUACGAAAUGAAAAUGAUGUACUUUCCCCGUGCGUGGAUCAACACAGGCGCCGCUGUCCGUUUGGCGCAAAUGAUCGGGCUGCAUCGACUCGACGGCGCAGGCUUGGACGUGAAACAGUGUCUUCCCCCACCGAAAGACUGGACAGAGCGCGAAGAGCGACGGCGAACUUUCUGGAUGGCGUUUUGUGAGGACAGAUAUGCGAGCAUCGGCACCGGGUGGCCCAUGACGAUUGACGAACGUGAUAUCCUCACCAAGCUCCCUGCCUCGGAGGAGGCCUUUGAGAUGAGUCGGCCCGAGCAAACACAGACCCUCGACGAGUGCACCACGCCCAGCGGCGCCGCCAAGCUCUCCUCUUUCGGCGCCAUUGUUCUUUUGGCGGCCAUUUUUGGCCGCAAUCUGGUGCACCUGCACAGACCCGACAGCGACGAGUUUGACGGCGAUGUCAACGGCCCGUUUUGGAAGCGCCACCGCGAAAUGGACAAUAUCCUUCUCAACACAUCACUCGGCUUGCCGUCCCAUCUCAAGCUGCCAGCAGGCCUAUCCAACCCCAACAUCGUCUUUAUGAACAUGUCCAUUCACACUUCGACGAUUUGCCUGCAUCAGGCCGCUAUAUUCAAAGCCGAGACGCACAAGCUCCCGGCAUCCCUCAGUUCUGAAAGCAAAGUGCGCUGCAUAACGGCGGCCAACGAAAUUGCUGGCGUCAUGCGAACCGUUUCCCACAUGGAUCUAACAGCUAUGAACCCCUUCAUCUCCUUUACUCUCUACGUGGCCGCCCGCGUAUUCGUGCAAUAUCUCAAAAGCCGUCCCGACGACGAUGUAACCGCAGACGCUCUCCGUUUCCUACUAUCCGCCAUGAACGCGCUCAAGAAGCGCAACCCCCUUACCGAAUCGUUCCUGGUCCAACUUGACGUCGACUUUGAGGCGCUCGCCUCUAGAAUACCCAAGUUGAAGAACGCAUUCCCACGGAACGGUGACAGCGUAAGUAUCUCCAUCCGCGCCACCAUGCACAGAGCUAACUUGCCCUCCCAGCCUGAACAGAAUGGAGAUGAAUCGCCCCGUGUGUUGUGCGAUGACCCUGAAAACGUCAAGGGGAUUCUAUCCUAUCGAGAUUGCGACUACAAGGACGACCAUGCGAAGCCGCCGCCCGUCUCCGAGCCGUCGGGUAUGGGUCUGCCCGGCAACGCAGCUUUUGGUGGACAGUCGUGGCUCUCGGUCGACCAGCAAAUGCCCAUGCUGACGCCCAACUCGGGCAGCAUGUACGACAAGACGGGCAACGGCAGCGGGCACAUUUCCAGCUUUGGCGAUGUUAAUGGCGAAAGUACCGAGUCGCCCGACGGCCAGUCCACCGACCGGACGCCAAACUCGAGUGCUGCCUCGGAUGGACGCACGGUCAAGCCGGUUGGUCCUACGGCACACUUGUUUGCCUCGGCCUCGCCGCAGUUCCCCAGCACUGGCGCGCACUUUUUCAGCCCCGCGCAGCAACCGUAUCAGCUUCAUCAGCAGCAGCAGCAGCAGCAGCAGCAACAGCAGCAGCAGCUAGGCCAGGCCAUGGCGUACGGCACUGGAUGGGAUAAUAUGAAUGCGGCGGCGCAGCAGGCAGCCAACAUGCAAAACGAGGGCGUCUUGCGCGCGUUGAUGAAUAUGGGACCCAUGGAGGCAAUGGAUCUGUCGUCCUGGGAUACAGGCAAUGAGCCAAUGCGGGGAUAA
Molecule: messenger RNA, 2562 nt
Organism: Cordyceps militaris CM01
Lineage: Eukaryota; Fungi; Ascomycota; Sordariomycetes; Hypocreales; Cordycipitaceae
Product: binuclear zinc transcription factor
Exons: 5
Coding region: 1-2562 (853 amino acids)
Biological process (GO): DNA-templated transcription; regulation of DNA-templated transcription
Cellular component (GO): nucleus
Molecular function (GO): DNA binding; zinc ion binding; DNA-binding transcription factor activity, RNA polymerase II-specific
Source: RefSeq, a predicted model, not a curated record